AUAAAAGACCCCUAGCUAGUCCACAUGGCAUACAGUUCUCCAAUUGUUCUUCACUCGAAACAAUCUCGAGACCUCCAACGCAAAAAUGUUCGCCAUCAAAUUCUUGGUUCUCUUCGCCGGUUUGAUCGCCGCCAGCUCUGCUGGUCUGAUCCCAGCUGCGGUCCCAGCAGCGGUCCCAGCGGCUUUGACGGUCGGAACGUACGCGACUAGCUACAACGCGCACGCGAUUAAUCACGCGUUCGCCGCUCCUUACAUCGCCAGCCCUGUGGUCGCCCACGCCGCACCGCUCACCUACUCUAGCUAUCCCGCCGCCUACUCCAGCUAUCCCGCUGCCUAUAUCGCCGGCAGACGCUAAAGACUUUGUACCUGUUCACGUUCAUCGCUCGAGGACAGCCGCGAACAUCCGGUUGCGUGUUGCCGAAACAACUGCCUAACCUUCGAUCGAUCGUCCUCCAGGACUCUGGAACGUAACAUCGAACGACAACGACUUGGGACACAAAUGGACACUGGCGACCGCGUAUCAGGAUGUACCGGCCCUGCGUCCUCGCUCUUCGUUUAACUUUUCUUACUGUUUCGAUCGAUUCUAAUUUUGCAAGAAAACAAUAAAAAAUUAUAAGUAUUCCCGUUAAAA
Ceratina calcarata is the source of this 631-nucleotide messenger RNA. RefSeq lists its product as uncharacterized. Lineage: Eukaryota; Metazoa; Arthropoda; Insecta; Hymenoptera; Apidae. The transcript is spliced from 2 exons. The record is from RefSeq and is a predicted model, not a curated record. Bases 86 to 355 code for a protein of 89 amino acids.